This is a messenger RNA of Pieris macdunnoughi, 426 nucleotides long. The record is from the annotation of a GenBank genome assembly. NCBI's taxonomy places the organism in Eukaryota, Metazoa, Arthropoda, Insecta, Lepidoptera, Pieridae.
AUGGGGAAGAUACUAGAAAAGGUUAUCAUCAACAGGAUCAGACACAGCCUACUCCCCAGGAUGAGCAGGAGGCAGUAUGGAUUCAUGCCAGGAAAGAGCACGGAGGAUGCCCUCUACGAUAUCCUGACAAAAGCGAGGAGCCACAUUAAAAACAAGGAAAUAGUGCUGAUGGUGUCGCUAGAUAUCGAGGGGGCUUUCGACAACGCAUGGUGGCCGGCGAUCAAGUACCAACUAGCAAAGAAAGACUGUCCCAAGCAACUAAGGCUGGUAGUGGAAGACUACUUCAAAGGCAGGAGGGUGGUGGUCCGCUACGCAAACAGAGAGCAUGUGAGGCAACCUGAAAAGGGAUGCAUUCAGGGCUCGAUUAGCGGCCCCACCUUCUUCUUCGGCGGAACAUCUUGCUCGACCCACUACUGGUCGAACUAG